AACGAUGGACAAGGCGAAGAAAGGAGAAAUUUCAAUUAUGAAUAAUAAGGCACCUGCAUUGAUUCCUCCGCCACCACUGAAAUUUACUUUAGAUCAGUGGCAUCUGAAUAAUCGUCACAGGUAUCGAUGUUCGGAAGCGCAGCAGGAAUUAGCCGAUCGACUGCUUAAUGAAUGUCAACGCGUUUGUGAGUUCAGUUCUGAAACUGCUCGGAACAAUAAAGAAGAAACAGAUCACAGACUCAGAGAAAAAUUAGAAGAUAUAGAGUUUCGUAAGAAGGAAUUAUUACGGAUAAGGAAAGAAGUUCUCCUCGAAUCCGAUGCUCUGUCGAUGUACAAGCAGCGAAUUAUGGAUGCUUUAGCGUCCGUGAGGAGGAAUGCUCUCGUUAUUUGCGAGAAAUGCCUCAUCUUUAGAGAACAUAGAUUAGGAAUUGAUUUAGUUCGCGACGACGCUGAGAAGGAAUUGCUGAAAGAAUGCGAAGUAAUUAGGGGUGCUGAGAGUUUGCUGGUUCGAACUUUGGAGCAAACUCAGGAACAAAUACGUCGUCUAAAAGCGACGCUUUACUACAUGGACCACGAGCUUGAGGACAAGGAGAAUAAUAUACGCAUUGACAGACAUAAUUUAACUCUCAGGGAGACUGGUUUAAAUUUAAGCAUUUAUCACGGUGCCUCGCGACUCGAUCCAUCGACCAUAGAAUUGAAUGAAUGGGAAAUGCAGACGAAUAACAAUAUCGUCGCUGCUUCAAAAGAGGUGAACAGUGCAAGACCAUUACGCUGUUACAUUGACAGGAUUAUUAAACAAGCCGUUGAUGAUCUAACUGAACAAAAGCAUGCUACUGAUGAGGCUUUCAGAAAACGAAUUGAAGAAACUAAAGAAGCGAAAACGAAAUUGGAGUUACAGCAUUCCGAGAUAAUGCGACAAGCAGCGGAAAUGAAGCAGAAUAUCACGCGUAUCGAGAAAUCGAUCGCGGAGAAAGAAGGUUUCUUGGCUUUGGCGCAUACUAGGAUGGGUAAUCGGUGUCAAAGACCGGGAUUAGAACUUACACGAGACUUAGUCGAGAUCAAUCUCCUGAAAGAAGUAUAUGAGCUGCGCGAUGUAGUGUCACAAUUACAGGCAUCAAUGUUCGAGGCUCAAGCAUCGCUGCGUUAUUUACUGAAGACGCAGAUUCAGAUUGAAGAGGACAUCAAUGUCAAAACGAACACGUUAAAAAUUGACGAAGUCGAUUGCAUGACUCUUCGCCAAAGUAUGGAUUACCAUGCGUAUUAAAUUCAUAUCAGGAUUGAAGAAUAUUGCUUAAAUCAUUUUAUAUAUCAAAUAGCAUUCAUAACAAUAAAAAGUAGAAAGGCAACAAAAUGUUGCGAAUCGAAUUGUUGUUUUUAGUAUUAUUUAUCUUCUUUCGUUGUCUAGCAUUGUCCUUGUAAAACAGAUUUCAUUUACAUAAAGUCGCAUUUAUUUCAUUUAAAUAUCGUACUUAGCCACCUCACAUUUCACUGUAUAAUAAUAUGUCACAACAUGAUGCAAUAAUUCAUAACAACCGUGUGUAAUAGUGUAUACUUUUUACUUGUAUAAGGAUUACAUUUUAACGCAAAGUGAUCAUUGGAAGUUCGCGCGUUGACCUAGAAAAGAAUGUUGCUGCGAUUGGUUACAUCACGUACCUGUGCGUACGUAUUAAAUAUUGACAAUAAUAAUCAUGGUAGUAGUGAGCGGCGUCGAGUCACAGACAGGGCUGGGAUAAUUUUUCCCUCGGCCGGAAAGUGGGGACGAGGCGACC
Ceratina calcarata is the source of this 1769-nucleotide messenger RNA. RefSeq names its product Tektin C (gene Tektin-C). The transcript is spliced from 6 exons. NCBI's taxonomy places the organism in Eukaryota, Metazoa, Arthropoda, Insecta, Hymenoptera, Apidae. The coding region runs from base 5 to 1264 and encodes 419 amino acids. Gene Ontology annotation, cellular component: microtubule cytoskeleton; nucleus. Gene Ontology annotation, biological process: cilium assembly; cilium movement involved in cell motility. The record is from RefSeq and is a predicted model, not a curated record.